Molecule: messenger RNA, 1326 nt
Organism: Anguilla rostrata (American eel)
Lineage: Eukaryota; Metazoa; Chordata; Actinopteri; Anguilliformes; Anguillidae
Product: zinc-binding protein A33-like
Exons: 3
Coding region: 417-1319 (300 amino acids)
Biological process (GO): protein ubiquitination
Cellular component (GO): cytoplasm
Molecular function (GO): protein binding; ubiquitin protein ligase activity
Source: RefSeq, a predicted model, not a curated record
AACUGUGAGAAUGCUGGGAUGUUCAUUGCUUAAUUAUCUCAGGAGUCACACCUGUGUGGAAGCUCCUGCUUUCAAUAUUCUUUGCAUCCUUCAUUUAUUCAAGCGUUUCCUUUAUUUUGACAGUUACCUGUACAUUACAGUACCUUCAUUGCUCUUUGUGGUGUGGGGAUGGCUGGUUUAAGCAGCCACACCUGCCCUGGGUCAAGCUAAUUAGACCUGGCCAAUUGGAUAAUUGGUUAAGAAUUAGAUAAUUGGCCAGGCUAAUUGGACCCAGGAACAGGAGUGGCUGCACCUGUGCGUAGUGAGGUAAUCGGUGCACACAGGUUAAAUCUGCCAUCCCCACACACACCAGGGAGCUUCGGUCAUGACUGGGUUACAUCUGCUCACUUUGGCUGUUACCAUCUUGCCAAACCCUCAUGAAAAUAAAUCUGGACUGUUGGAACAUCAUCUCCCUGUGUCUCGGUGCUGGAGGGCCCCAAGGAAAGCCACUUUGGUGGCCUGUGGCAGGCGUGUUUGUCACACUCUUGUUUUUCACUUAUUAUAACUUGUCUCUCAUGAUGUUCUCUACUGAGUACGUUUAUACAUGUAUACAUCUUAUCACAAUUGUGCUGUUAUGUGUUUUUCAGAGCUACAAGAACAUCAAGGAAAGAGCCCAGUGCACACUGCAGGAUCCAGAGCUGCUCUCAGGGGCACUGAUAGAUGUGGCCAAACACCUGGGCAACCUGAAGUUCAGAGUCUGGGAGAAGAUGCUGGAGAUGGUGCAGUACACUCCUGUGGUGCUGGACCCCAACACUGCAGCCCCCUGGCUCUCUCUCUCUGAUCUGACCACUGUGAGACACACAGGUACAGACCAGAAAUAUCCUGCCAACCCAGAGAGGUUUAGCUACAUUGUGAGUGUGCUGGGAUCUGAGGGGUUUACCUCAGGGACACACAGCUGGGAGGUGAAGGUGGGGAAUAAAUAUAAGUGGGAUAUAGGAGUGGUGAAAGAGUCCAUCAGUAGGAAGGGAAGUAUAACAUGCAGCCCAGAGAGAGGAUUCUGGGUCUUAACGCUGAGGAAUGGUGAUAAGUACUAUGCAUCUGGAGUUACUGACCUCACACUGAAGAGGAAACCCCAGAGCAUCAGAGUGCAGCUGGACUAUGACAGGGGGGAGGUGUCCUUCUUCAACUCCAGUGACAUGUCACUCAUUUACACUUUUAAAGACACAUUUACUGAGAGAGUGUUUCCGUACUUCUCUCCCUGUUUGAAACAAGAUAAGAAUGAAGGACCGCUGCAAAUAUGCCCAGUGAAAAUCUCUGUGAAAGUGACGUCAAACCAGUGAAGGUAUU